AAUAAUGUAGCAAAAAGCGUCCAGGUUCAACUUAACCUUUGGCAUUUAUAAAGUGUCGACAAUUUCUUCCCCUCUUAACACCAUUUUCUCUCUCCUCUAAAUCACUCCAUAUCCCUUUCUUCUUCUCCUGUUUUUUGCGAGUUUCAACUUCCCACAUCCCCCAAUUCUGUAAACCAAACACUUCCUAAUCCAGUUUACAGUCAAACUACUUCACCAACUUAUUAUAAAAAAACAAAUCAUAAAUAAUUAUCCUUAUUAAUAUUAAUUAUUAUUAUUAUUAAGAAUGGAAAAAAGGAUUAACAGAAGUCCAGGAGAGAAAGAAUCACUUCAUGCUGUUUACAAAGUUCCUUCUGGUGAUGGCCCUUAUGUUCGUGCCAAACAUGCCCAGCUGGUGCAAAAGGAUCCAGAAGCAGCAAUAGUACUAUUUUGGAAGGCUAUAAAUGCAGGGGAUAGAGUGGAUAGUGCACUGAAAGAUAUGGCAGUUGUUAUGAAGCAACUUGAUAGAACUGAAGAGGCUAUUGAAGCUAUUAUGUCUUUUAGAGGCCUUUGUUCUAGGAAUGCUCAAGAAUCACUCGACAACGUCCUCAUCGAUUUGUAUAAGAAAUGUGGGAAAGUUGAUGAGCAAAUUGAUCUACUAAGACGUAAGCUAAGGCUGAUUUAUCAUGGCGAAGCUUUCAACGGGAAACCAACAAAGACAGCUAGAUCUCACGGCAAGAAGUUUCAAGUUUCUAUCAAACAAGAAACGUCUAGAAUACUGGGAAAUUUGGGCUGGGCCUACAUGCAGAAGACAAACUACAUGGCUGCAGAAGUGGUGUAUAGAAAGGCCCAAAUGAUUGACCCUGAUGCAAAUAAGGCCUGUAACUUGGGCUUUUGUCUUAUUAAACAAGCCCGAUAUGAAGAAGCGCGUUCGGUGCUUGAGGAGGUAGUGGAGGCCAAGCUACCGGGCUCGGAGGAUAUCCGGUCUAGGAAUCGGGCCGAGGAAUUGUUGUUGGACUUGGAGUCACGGCAACCGCCUUCUUUGUUGUCUAACAUUGUGUGCCUUGAUUUGGAGGAUGAGUUUGUUCAUGGGCUUGAGGAUCUUGAGUCUAAAUGGGGCCCGUUAAGACCUAAAAGACUUCCCAUUUUUGAGGAAAUUUCCAACUUCAAAAAUCAAUUAGCUUGCUAAAUAUAUACUCCUUUUUGUUGUAUUUUAAACAUGUUAAUAUAGAAAUGUAGAGAGUGGUGAUAGUAGGGUUAAAUAGAAAUGUAUGUUGAAAUAAUUAAGGUUGCUUGUAUACUAAUGUCAAUCAUGUCUGAGGAGCUACAAAUGAACUUUUGUACUACUUUCAAUAUAUUUUCCUCAACAUUACUAUA
Messenger RNA from Spinacia oleracea (spinach), 1353 nucleotides. RefSeq names its product protein SULFUR DEFICIENCY-INDUCED 1. Gene Ontology annotation, molecular function: protein binding. The record is from RefSeq and is a predicted model, not a curated record. The transcript is spliced from 4 exons. Lineage: Eukaryota; Viridiplantae; Streptophyta; Magnoliopsida; Caryophyllales; Amaranthaceae. Bases 284 to 1165 code for a protein of 293 amino acids.